Prunus armeniaca (apricot) is the source of this 1686-nucleotide messenger RNA. The record is from the annotation of a GenBank genome assembly. NCBI's taxonomy places the organism in Eukaryota, Viridiplantae, Streptophyta, Magnoliopsida, Rosales, Rosaceae.
AUGAUGGCCGUUCGUCGGCGACCCCAAAACCCCUCCUCCCCUGGCGAACCCGCUAAAUCCCAGAAGCAAAACCUCAAGGCCUCCGACGCGCUUCCUCUGCCGCUCUACCUCACCAACGGCCUCUUCUUCACGCUCUUCUUCACCGUCGCAUACUUCCUCCUCCACAGGUGGCGCGAGAAGAUCCGCACGUCCACGCCACUCCAUGUGCUGACGCUCUCGGAGAUCGCCGCCCUCUUCUCCCUCUUCGCCUCUGUCAUCUACCUCCUCGGCUUCUUCGGCAUUGACUUCGUCCAGUCUUUCGUCUCCCCUAACAACGCCCGCGCCCCCCACGACCCCUGGAAUGACGUCGUCGCCGUCGAACAACAACCAAAAAAUGACGUCGUCCGCGUCGCACCCCUCGCCGCCGCAGGCGGCGGCACGUCGUCGGAGGAAGACGAGGACAUAAUCAAAUCGGUAAUGUCCGGAACGACGCCCUCCUACUCGCUCGAGGCGAGUCUCGGGGACUGCCGGCGAGCGGCGGCGAUACGGCGGGAGGCGUUGCAGAGGACGACAUGUCGAUCGCUGGAGGGCCUGCCGUUGGAAGGCUUCGACUACGAGUCGAUAUUGGGGCAGUGCUGCGAGAUGCCGGUCGGGUAUGUUCAGAUCCCGGUCGGAGUGGCCGGGCCGCUGCUGCUGGACGGCGAGGAGCUCACGGUUCCGAUGGCGACGACGGAGGGUUGCCUGGUGGCGAGCACCAAUAGGGGAUGCAAGGCCAUCCACGUGUCGGGCGGGGCCCAGAGCGUGGUUCUCAAGGACGGCAUGACCCGGGCGCCGGUUGUCAGGUUCAGCUCUGCCGCCAGAGCUGCCGAACUCAAGUUCUUCGUCGAGGACCCUCUCAACUUUGAUUCUCUCGCCGUCGUUUUCAACAGAUCUAGUAGAUUCGCAAGGCUUCAAAGGAUACAAUGCGCAGUAGCAGGGAAGAAUCUGUACAUGAGGUUUACUUGCAGCACCGGAGAUGCCAUGGGAAUGAACAUGGUCUCCAAAGGUGUCCAAAAUGUUCUAGAUUUCCUUCAAAGUGACUUCCCUGACAUGGAUAUCAUUGGCAUCUCUGGAAAUUUCUGCUCAGACAAGAAAGCAGCAGCUGUAAAUUGGAUAGAAGGGAGAGGCAAAUCUGUGGUAUGUGAGGUAGUGAUCAGGGAAGAGGUGGUGAGGAAGGUGCUGAAGACGAAUGUGGCAGCCCUAGUGGAGCUUAACGUGCUCAAGAACCUUACUGGUUCUGCAAUGGCUGGUGCUCUUGGUGGAUUCAAUGCCCACGCCAGCAACAUUGUUUCUGCAAUUUACUUAGCCACUGGGCAGGACCCUGCUCAGAAUGUAGAGAGCUCUCACUGCAUCACCAUGAUGGAAGCCGUCAACAAUGGCAAGGACCUUCAUGUCUCAGUCACCAUGCCUUCCAUUGAGGUGGGAACAGUUGGAGGAGGAACACAACUUGCAUCCCAAUCAGCCUGCUUGAACCUAUUAGGUGUGAAAGGAGCAAGCAAAGAAUCUCCUGGUUCAAACUCAAGGAAAUUGGCCACCAUUGUAGCUGGCUCUGUCCUAGCAGGGGAGCUCUCACUCAUGUCAGCCCUGGCAGCUGGGCAGCUGGUCAAGAGCCACAUGAAAUACAACAGGUCUAGUAGGGAUGUCUCAAAACUUGCUUGCCCCAGCUAA